Messenger RNA from Orbilia oligospora ATCC 24927, 1113 nucleotides. RefSeq lists its product as uncharacterized. The transcript has 3 exons. Bases 1 to 1113 code for a protein of 370 amino acids. The record is from RefSeq and is a predicted model, not a curated record. Gene Ontology annotation, molecular function: protein binding. NCBI's taxonomy places the organism in Eukaryota, Fungi, Ascomycota, Orbiliomycetes, Orbiliales, Orbiliaceae.
AUGACGGCGCUUGCUGUUGCGGCGAAAGCUGGUAAUGAUGCUAGUAUCAAUGUAUGGCUUCCAAUUCAUACCCUUCUACCACCGAUCGCAAAGACUAACGAUCACCAGAUCCUCCUCGACGCCGGAGCCGACAUAAACGCCGUCGAUCCUUUAGGAAAUACCCCUCUUCACUACGCAUCCGCCUACGGCCACCUAAAAGCAAUGCGAACCCUCAUGGACCGCGGCGCAAAUUUCGACGUCCGCAAUCGCGAAGGCUGGUAUCCAAAAGACUACUCCUACUCCAAAGCCGCAGAAACCUACUUCAAAACACUGAUCGACGGCGUCACCAUCAAAAACGUGAAUACGAUGGGACAAUACACCCCCACGGCUUCGAACCCAUUCGCUGGAUUAAUGGGUCCAGGGGGUAUAAGUAGUAGCGUUCGAACAGCAGGGAAUUUCAUCCCUAGCGGUGGAUUUGGAAUGGGAGGAAUGGGGGGAGCGCAAACGGCACCUAGUAGUAGGGAUGGAAGUAAACGACCUAAUACCGCUGGAAGUUUUUCUUAUGGUUCACAUUCGAUUAUGGGUGGUAGUACGGCUACUCUUGUUCCUAGUAAUACUGGUGGUGGCGGUGGAACACCUAUGCUCCCUCACUUCGCACCAGCGAUGGGACAACUGGGUUCUACGGUUACAUUGAUCUCAAACUCCGGCACCGCAACACCAAUGGACUACGAGCUCCCUCCCCCCCCCUCACGAGUUCUAAAAUCCGCUGCAUCGAUGGUGGAGUUCUCAAGAAUGGAUAGAGGCAGUAUGACGGCAAGACCUGGGACGCCGCAGAGCACUUAUAGCAGCAAUAUGGGGGAAAGGGAGUUUUCUAGUCCACUUGCUGGUAGAGGGGGGGGUGAAAGAGAAGGGAGGGCAGAUGGCGGAAGACAUAGUGCGGCGGGGAGUGUUAGCAGUUAUGCGAGCGUGGGGAGUGUGGGGAGUAUGCACGGUGGUGGGUUACCGGUUUUGAUGCAAGGACAGCAGAUGCAGCAGAUGGGGCAAGGGCAGCAGCAGGGGAGUGGACAGCACCAACAGAGGGCUUUGUAUGAGGCGUUUACGAAGUUGAGGCCUAGGGCUAGCAGCAAUGGAUAA